AUGUCAGACAUUGUUGAUAAUAAGAUAGCAGAUAACAAUUCGUUUAAUGAACAAAUGUUUAAAAUAUUGAAUGACAAAAAUAGUUUAGAUGUUGAAAAACAAUUUGUUCAAAUGUUUUAUGAAUUUUCUAAAAAUGAUGAAAAGGGAAUGAUUGAAAAACAUGAAUUACAUGAAAUAAUACAUAAAUUAGUUCCUGGUAUGAAAUUAUUACGUCCAAAAGAUGAAGAUUUAGUUUGUGAUAAGUAUCUUGAUGAUUAUUAUACAGACACAAAUGGAAAAUUUGAUUUUGAAGAAGCUUACUUUGGAUUUCAAAAAUUAUAUCAGAAAGCAAAUGUACAAAAACAUACACAUACAGUUACAAGCUAA
Molecule: messenger RNA, 366 nt
Organism: Didymodactylos carnosus
Lineage: Eukaryota; Metazoa; Rotifera; Eurotatoria; Philodinida; Philodinidae
Source: the annotation of a GenBank genome assembly